UUGGUUUACUCAAUGGGUGACACCUCAGAGGAAGAGAAUUCGCCCUACAGAUGUAUAUUUGAAGAAGACUUCAAGUACAUCCUUUUGCCUGUGGCCUAUUCGAUUGUGUUUGUACUUGGCUUCAUCCUCAAUGCCAUCGCCCUGUACAUUUUCAUCUUCCAGAUCAGGCCAUGGAAGGUGGUCACCAUUUUCAUGUUCAACCUGGCUCUGUCAGACCUCCUCUAUGUCUUGUCCCUUCCUCUGCUGGCCUACUAUUACUCCAAAGCCAACGAUUGGCCCUUCUCCGAACCGCUCUGCAAGAUAGUCCGCUUCCUCUUCUACACCAGCCUGUACUGCAGCAUCCUCUUCCUCCUCUGCAUUAGUUUCUACCGCUUCCUGGCGGUGUGUUACCCCAUCCGCUUUCUACAAUGGGGCCAAAUUCGAUACGCCCGGAUUGCCUCCAUUACUAUUUGGGUGGCCAUUGUUAGCAUUCAGUCACCAAUACUGUAUUUUGUGUCCACCAGCCAUAUAGAUAACUCCACAAUCUGCCACGACACAGCGAACGUUGAUCUCUAUGACCAGUUUGUUGUUUACAAUACGGUGACAAUGGUUUUGCUCUUUUGCGUCCCCUUUGCCAUCCUCCUAAUUUGCAACUGCUUCAUGAUUUACGUGCUUGUAACGCCAGCAGUGCCCGCCUCACAGGUGUCCAAAUUCAAGAGGAAGUCGGUCAAAAUGAUUAUCACGGUCCUUGUGGUUUUCAUCACCUGCUUCUUGCCAUUCCACAUCACCCGUACACUCUACUACUACUUCCGCAAGGUGGACACGGCCCCCUGUCCUACAUUAGAUGCCGUCAACGCAGCCUACAAAUCCACGCGACCUUUAGCCAGCCUCAAUAGCUGCAUCGACCCCGUGUUGUACUUUUUGGUUUGGAGGUUCCGCCUAGUAGUCAGGAACAGAAGGAGAAACUAA
Molecule: messenger RNA, 948 nt
Organism: Nanorana parkeri
Lineage: Eukaryota; Metazoa; Chordata; Amphibia; Anura; Dicroglossidae
Product: P2Y purinoceptor 2-like
Exons: 1
Coding region: 13-948 (311 amino acids)
Biological process (GO): G protein-coupled receptor signaling pathway
Cellular component (GO): plasma membrane
Molecular function (GO): G protein-coupled UTP receptor activity; A1 adenosine receptor binding
Source: RefSeq, a predicted model, not a curated record